AACUCUGUGACGUUUUGUGAUGCGCUAAAUAUAUGAAAGAUGUUACAAAAAAUUUGGUUAUAAAUAAAAAAUUAUGCCACUAAUCCAAAAAAAGAAGAAGAAGAGAUAACCAGCCUCCUCACACUUCAGCAACUCUAUGACGUUUUGGUUAGCUUUAUUAUUACAGCCUCCUCACACGGGAUGGGCUCUUACUCUGCAUAAAUAGAAAUUUUAAUGCUAUUGAAGUUGAGUUAGAUGCUAAAUCGAUUAUUGAUGUUUUGUCUACUUCAAAUUGCUCUAAUAGUUUGGCUUCCCCUAUGGUGGAUGAUUGUAGGCUACUAGCUACCCAAAUUCACCAGAUUCGGUUUAACACAUUGCUUUCGAAAAGAAAACAGGACUGCUGACAAGCUGACCAGGAUAGGAGUUGCCCAAGAAAAUCAGUUUAAUCUUUUUAGUUGUCCACCUGUGGAUGUUGUUGAUGUUUUCUUAGCUGAGUUUACUGGUUUGUAUUUAAACGGGAAGUGUCCUAAGACUAAGUUUGUUCCUUAGUUUUCUUAAUGGAACCCUCUUUUACCAAAAAAAUGAAAAAGAAAAAAAAAAGAAAGCUGAAUUUUUCAUGUCAAUAUCUUGGGGUUCUUUUCGCUCUCUUGCCAUGCACAUAAGCUGAAAUUAUCAUGUCAUGUGAAUUUAUUGAGCUUUCUUGAUGAUUCAUAUAAAGUUCAGAGUCAAAUCCACCACUUGCCCACAUAAGUAAUGAGAAAGGCUAGUGACACAUCUUUCAAUGCAUAUUGAAAAAUCUUAAGAGUUUUCAAGCAUGUUCUCAUUGAAAUCCUUAGGUAGUCUUCUCUUUGGCGUUAAUAUGAGUUAGAAACACCUAUUGAGCCUAGGGGUGGCUAGAGUUUUCAACUUGAGAGAAAGAGAGAGAGAAAUUUUUUCAAUAACGCCCACUUGAAACUUUAAGACCCAAAUGCGCUUUGAAACUUUAGGAACCAAAUGGGUUUAAGACAAACUUUAGGAAGCAACAAUGUAUUUUUGCCUGUAUAUUAAAAUUACCAAACCACUCUUUUAUGAAGCUCAGACUCUCUCAACCUCUCGAACUCUCACAAACUCACUCUCAAACUAAUAGCAACAGUAGCAUUGACAUCGUUGUAUUUUUCUCUCUCUCUCUGUGUUUCAUUUCAAAAAAAAAAAAAAAAAAAAAAAAACCAAACAAAACCAAAAGCCCAUCGAUCUCUCGCAAUCUCUCUAGUUUUGGAGAUGAAGAAUUUGGAAGUGAGGAGUUCACAACGCGUCUGAGUCGCGGUUAGUAUCAGGCCAGAUGACAGUACAGAUUGCAUUUCAGUGGUUCAUGGUGAACCUCUGCCUCAGGUGCAAAUUGGUUUGGAGUCCUUCACCUUCGAUUAUGUUUAUGGUGGUAGUACUAGCUUGCCUGCUUCUACAUUAUACGAUGAUUGUGUUUCUCCUCUUGUGGAUGCUCUAUUCCGUGGUUAUAAUGCCACUGUUAUUGCAUAUGGCCAGAUGGGAUCGGGGAAGACGUACACCAUGGGGAUUAACUGUUCAGGGGAGGGAAGUAAUGUAGGAGUCAUACCUAAAGUAAUGGAAGACAUAUUCCAAAGAGUCAAAGUGAGGAAAGAUUCAAUAGAAUUUGUGAUUAGAGUCUCAUUUAUUGGGGUACUCAAGGAUGAAGUGUAUGAUUUACUAGUUCCAAAUUUGCAUCCAAGGGAUCCCAUACAAAUUAGAGAAAUCAAUGGAGUUGAAGUGGACCAAUAAGUAGAAGUAGCUGAGAGUGAGAAAUGUCAGGCCAAGAGAAGCAUCUUGAGGACUGCUCAGUCUCCAACGCUCUGGGCACAUGGGUAUUUUCAGUAGCAGGGGCUUUGCUAGCAAUUCCAGUGGGUAUAAAACGGAAAUCUCUAGCACCCCUUGUGUUCUUCGGCACAACUGGUACGAUGCUUGAUAUUAUCAUGGGAAUCACUGCCUGCGAAAGAGAACAUGCAGAACGCCAGAUGCAGCUGUUAGAAGCUCAAAAUUCUGCAGCUGAUGCUUCUCUUGCUGAGACUGGAGCAGAGUCUUGAUGUCAAGCUUAUAGUCAGAUGCCUCAUGUUUGGAAGCUUUCAGUUUGUUUCAACUUGCUUUGCUGUAAAAGAUGAAUAUUUCUUUGAUAAGUGAAAAAAAUUUCUUUUCCUA
Molecule: messenger RNA, 2163 nt
Organism: Quercus robur (English oak)
Lineage: Eukaryota; Viridiplantae; Streptophyta; Magnoliopsida; Fagales; Fagaceae
Exons: 6
Coding region: 1773-2051 (92 amino acids)
Source: RefSeq, a predicted model, not a curated record